Oryzias melastigma (Indian medaka) is the source of this 1435-nucleotide messenger RNA. RefSeq names its product brain and acute leukemia cytoplasmic protein. The record is from RefSeq and is a predicted model, not a curated record. NCBI's taxonomy places the organism in Eukaryota, Metazoa, Chordata, Actinopteri, Beloniformes, Adrianichthyidae. Gene Ontology annotation, cellular component: cytoplasm.
UGGAGGAAGUCGGGCGGACGCGAUCAUCGAGCCGAGGUAUCAUGAAAGCUGGACCCGAGAAACAGAGUCGACGUGGCUCACCAAUACAGACGUGGACACUCCAUCAUCCAUCCCCAACAGUAAAGCUACAGAAGCCAAUAUGAAGGAGAAGAGGAUGGUGACCACUGGUACCCAAUGUGGGAAACAGGCCCUCACCUCCAACGGUUCCGGCCAGCAGAGGAGAACCAGGCGCUCUCUGAGUGAUCAGAGCACACGUGACUCCAAAAGAAGAGCAUCGAAGGAGGCCAGCGCCCUGUCAAAAGACGGCCAGCUCGUCGGUGUCAGCAGCAGUGAAGACGCCGACCCUGCAAAAAUCUGCGACGAAAGAUGAAAAAAGAGCUGAGACUCUGUAGGGACGAAGAUGCUAUUUCGUCUGAACCCAGGAGUUGCAGGGAACGUUUACCGGAUACACAGGAGCGGUGACUUAAGACCCCGGACUCGUGUUUCCACCCCAAAGAAUGUCUGGAUGCUGCAUCGUUGUUGCAUGUGUGAGGAGCAGACUGAGUCACAGUGUUCACACUCACCACCAGGCUUUUCUUCCAUGCUCAUGAUACCAGUCAGGGAAUGUGCCACUGUGUUCAAACAAUGCCAAUAUUUCUUUUUUGAGCAGUUUGGUCCAUAUGCACAUGAUAAUCACAAUCUGUAUAACGGUUAUGUUAUGUGUAAGGAUUUGCUUUAGAGUUUAUUUUUUGUUUGUGCUCCUUCGGUUGUUAAUAUGGGAACUGCUGUUUAACCCCAGUAAGUGCUGUGAGUGACUUUUAUUUUGAAGAACCCAAAGUGCUGUUUAGAAGCUAAGUUGGAAUAUUUGAAGCUUGAAGGCUUAAAGACUGUCUUCUCCAGCCUUUGCAAGAUUAAAAAAACAAGCAAACAAAAAGAGAAACACACCCGCACGUGCCUACACAUCCUCUUGAUUUGAAAUCCUUUUUUGUUCACUUAGAGAGAAUUAAUUAAUGCAUUUUCUCCUUAUAAUCUCUCAUAGUUCUUCUAUAUUGUCUGUUUUUGUGUAAUGGUAUUCCUCAUUAGUUGAAACUAUGUAUUGUAUUCGAAUUGCAUUUUUAGGGGGUUUUCUGCACUUAAAAAUAUUACUCUUACAUUGGCUCUUCAUCGUCAACAGGCCUUAACCUCAAAGUCAAAUAUUUGCAGAUCAAAUUAAAUCAGGCGGCAGUAGAUGGCGGUGUUGGUCUGCUGUUUGAAAACUUUGAGAAAAUGAUUUGUAGCUGGGCUUUGUGUUUCACGGGCUAUUUUGUUUCUGAUAAGUCUAAGUUGGAGUCUGAGGAUAACUUUUAUCAAGGAGUUGAAAAGCGAGCCGCAGCACAUUUGUGAUGCACGUCACAUUUUUACAAUUCAGUAUGUUCUUUUGUUCACUUCUGUGCAUUAAAGUUUUUUGAAACUCAAA